CGCUACCUCAAGGCAGUCAUAGUUGCAGCAACAAACAUCUCCUGUUUGUUCUGCCUGCUCUUUGUCCAGGAUUUUCCAAUCUUUUUCUAUCUCUAUAAUUCUUAGCUUGUCUCUCUUUACUCCUAUGCACUGCCGUACUUCCCCUCUGGCGCUCUAAUUCCCGUUUGUCGCCAUCCCCGCCUGGUUCCGACAACCUCCUAUUCCGUCACACCCCUAUUGUUGUGUCCACCGCCCACACUUAGAUAUCCCCGAGAAACUCUUUAAGCAGGUCCGGACCCUGCCUGGUUAUUUCAUUCACUACGACAACAACAACGGCUCCAACGACAAUGGUCACAAUCCCUGCACCCACGCAUGCAAGUGAGGAAUGGCUCGAUGCGGACUUUGACAUCCCCGAAGGCGCUGACAUUACUCCACCACCGGUUGGCGACGAUGACGAGGAUUGGGAUGUGGAGAUGGAUUUAGGCAAGACGGGAGGAGCGAAGGCAAUACCACUCGCCCAAAACGCGUCCAUACAUCGGAGUCCUCUUGGCAAGGGCACGAUGGUCUCUAUCCGGCCUUCGCUCAGUACGACUUCAGAGGCAACCUCUCCCACUGAAGGAGAUGAUGAUGAAGGCAUUUCGACGAUAAAAAUAUCUGCUUUACCGAUGACACUACUCAAGUCGACGGAGAUUGGGACGUCAUUAGACGAGGACAUGGAGGCAGAUUUUGCCCUUCCAUCCGACCUUACGCAGCUUUCGCUACGGCCCUUGUCUCUUCAUCACAGAGGCUCGAAGGCUUCGCUAGAAUGGGGUGACCGUGACCAUACAUCCUCGUCUGCAUCGUCGUCGGAUGCUUAUUCAUCUCUCGGCUUCAAUCCAUCCAACAACUCGACGGUCAUCUCAUUGCCUGACACCGAUGUAGACUGCAAUGAAGAUGGGGAUACUGAUUUGGAUGGCUUGGUAAUUCCAACAGGACUUUUUGAGAGCGAUCAGGGGCGUAAGCAUUUGACAAAAAUACUGGAUCUGAAGAAGAAAGUGCCGAAGAUCGAGGAACAAGUCAAUGUAGCAUCUCCAGAUCCUGAGGACGAUUUCGAGAUUGGUCUAGUAAUCAAUGGGGACGAAGAUAUUAGUCCGACGAAAUUUAUUCAGACACAGGAGACGAAACGUGGAGCGAUGUCUUCUGCAAGAAGUAACAGCAUGCCCGCGCGUACAGCAACUUCAACGUCCGCCAGACCGCCGUCGCGUCUUAAGAGUGAUCGUCCUAAAAUGCCGGGUGAACAAUUUGGGUCGAUGAGUCGUGCGACGUCUCGUAUAUCAACGUCGCCACCACUACUUCGACCGACUUUAAGCCGACGCACUCAAACUCUUCAGCCCUUGCCUUCUGCUCAGGCUUCUCAAGCGCCAUCGUCAUUUAUCGCCCCGAAGCAAGGACAAAGUAAAAUACGUAACCAGAAAUCUCACGGAGUGUUAAAGUCGCAUUCCCCGACGACUUCUCGAAAACUCAGUCGGAAGGCGUCUCUUUCAUCAUUGCUAGAGACAAGUAACGCACAAGAUUCGUCUGCGCCAGAGUCACCCGCCCCGCAGACUGGUCCUAAUUAUUCUGCAACGACAGCGGCUUCGCGGGCUCGAAUGCACACUAAUUCCACCAGUCGGAUGCAUACUGGUCAUGUACCACCGACAAGGCCCUCGACGCCAGCGGAUAAUCCUGCUGCUUUACGACUGACAAUGCCCACUUCCCUAAAUCGUAUAAAGUCACGGCCCUCAAUUUCCGGUAUUUUCCCUCCAUCUACCCCUCCUCCUUUACCACCUACACCAACCAAUAUACCGGCACAAUAUCGUCCUGCUUCAAGGACAAGUACUUCCGCAUCAGCUCCUGUUAAACCUGCUCGUCGCCUUAAACGUCGAGAUUUCGGUGACGGGACUGAGCUGGACGAGAUCGAAGAUCUGCCAACUGAUCGGGACAAGGAAGCUAAGUUCAGGGUUCAGCCAAAGCCUCCGCCUAGUCGUGUUCCUAGUGGUAGCAGUCAAAGCAGUCAACCCAAAGUUGAGGAAAAACCGGCGAAAGGAACGCUUCGCAGGAAGAAGGACACGAUAGAAAACGCGCCGCGUCCUGCCGCAUCAAUGCUUUCUUUAAAACACAAGCAAAGUCGUAUUGAGGGCUUAUCGAAAAACGAGAAUCCUCAGAAAAGAAAGCCUUCUUCGAGUGCGACUCGGCGGAAACCGACGCUUAUUCGAAACUUGGGUGGCGCGGGAGCACCAAAAGUUGUUGGUGAGAUGCGGUGGAAUCCUCAGACACUUCGUUGGGAAGGGAAUGAUCAGGCGUUGCGAGAUUUUGAUUCGGCAUCCGCCCGACCAGCACUUAUCACCCAUCUCACUGGGUCUUCUGUGAGCGGCUCUCCUGGAGGAAACUUCGGUCCGACCGCUCGAGUAGUGGGUAACAUGGUGUUCGAUCCGGUCCGAAUGUGCUGGAUGUCGACUUUGCCUCCAGACGAAGAGGAACCAGAUGUCUUUGCUGACCUUGCGGAUGACGAGAAGGACGAUGAUUGGGAAGCCAAGGGUGGUACCAUUCGUGCUACAGUUUCUCUUCGUCCGAGUACUUCGACAGAUACUGGCUCUCAUUCCGACGCAUCGCGGAAAACGCCUAGUCCAAUACCGAGCGUACGCUCUCGCGCACAGUCGUUAUCCCAGUCUCAGCAGUCUCAGUCGGAUAGCGACCAUGGAUCACGAGCGUCCUUAGUGUUUGACCUGGAAGACAACUUCAUCGAAUUAUGUCGCGCGGCUGAGGCUCGGCAUCGUGUUGAGAUGAAGGGCUGGACGUUGGGACGAAGUGAUUCUGUUUCGUCGUUCGCAGAACCCGAUCGAUCAUGCCUCUAUGAAAUUCGUACCCUUGCAACUCGACAAUAUUGAUGGCGGCUAUGUUCAGUUCAUAUUUCCCAUUUUGUUUCUUUUCUUCUCGUUUUUGUCAUUUUUCUGCAUGCCUCAAUCUCGUUGCCUCUCACGACACGCCCUUGCCACGGUUUCCUUUUGAUUCUACUUUCCCGCCUCUUUUUUGGUCCUAUUUCAGACUCUAAUAUCUCUCCUCUCCCCUCUUUUGAUAUCAUGGAACACGAACGAACACAAUGUAGCAUACGCAGGCGUUUUCACUUGCCGCUUAUUAAUUUACAAGUCCGAAAUUUUUCGUUAAUUCUAUUAGUUCUUGUUUUUUGUUUCUUGUAGAUACUUUUUUUGUAUGCAUCUCUGACUCAGACCAAUGUCACAGAAACAUAUCCUCAAU
Messenger RNA from Fomitiporia mediterranea MF3/22, 3252 nucleotides. RefSeq lists its product as uncharacterized. Gene Ontology annotation, biological process: regulation of Ras protein signal transduction; mitotic spindle orientation checkpoint signaling. The transcript is spliced from 3 exons. The record is from RefSeq and is a predicted model, not a curated record. Gene Ontology annotation, cellular component: mitotic spindle pole body; SIN/MEN two-component GAP complex. Gene Ontology annotation, molecular function: GTPase activator activity. Bases 327 to 2885 code for a protein of 852 amino acids. Lineage: Eukaryota; Fungi; Basidiomycota; Agaricomycetes; Hymenochaetales; Hymenochaetaceae.